Pollicipes pollicipes is the source of this 1347-nucleotide messenger RNA. RefSeq names its product thymidylate synthase-like. Gene Ontology annotation, biological process: dTMP biosynthetic process. Gene Ontology annotation, molecular function: thymidylate synthase activity. The coding region runs from base 94 to 1026 and encodes 310 amino acids. The record is from RefSeq and is a predicted model, not a curated record. Gene Ontology annotation, cellular component: mitochondrion; cytosol. The transcript is spliced from 7 exons. NCBI's taxonomy places the organism in Eukaryota, Metazoa, Arthropoda, Thecostraca, Pollicipedomorpha, Pollicipedidae.
CUUGGCCCGAGGCUAUGGCCGGUGAGCCUCGGGCGGGCCGUAACGGUUCUGCACAUUUUUGAAUAGACAUAUAUACCUGAAGAACUGCAAGCCAUGGCUGAGCAGGGUGAUACCGUAGCAGGCAGCUCACCUGUUGUAAAGGGCGACAAAUCCAACGAGCCCCAUGAGGAACACCAGUACCUGGACCUGAUCCGUCGCAUCAUCGAAACCGGCGUUCAGCGCGAUGACCGCACGGGAACCGGCACUCUCUCUGUGUUUGGCACCCAGAUGAGAUUCUCCCUUAGAGAUGGUCGUUUCCCACUGCUGACCACGAAGCGCGUGUUCUGGCGCGGCGUGGCUGAGGAGCUGCUGUGGUUCAUCCGCGGCAGCACGGACGCCGCCGAGCUGCAGCAGCGCGGCGUGCACAUCUGGGACGGCAACGGCAGCAGAGAGUUCCUCGAUCAUCUGGGCUUCACCGACCGCCGGGAGGGGGACCUGGGGCCCGUGUACGGGUUCCAGUGGCGACACUUCGGCGCCAAGUACCGCGGCCCCGACGCCGACUACACCGGCCAGGGCGUCGACCAGCUGGCCAGCGUCAUCCACGACAUCAGAACGAACCCGAACAGCCGCCGCAUAGUGAUGAGCUCGUGGAACGCGGCUGACCUGCCGCUGAUGGCGCUGCCGCCGUGCCAUUGCCUGGCCCAGUUCUACGUGGCCAACGGCGAGCUCAGCUGCCUGCUGUACCAGCGCGCGGCCGACAUGGGUCUCGGCGUGCCCUUCAACAUCGCCAGCUACGCCCUGCUCACCUGCAUGAUCGCCCACGUGACCGGCUUGAAGCCGGGCGAGUUCGUGCACUCCAUGGGUGACACGCACGUGUACCUGAACCACGUGGAGCCGCUGAAAGAGCAGCUGGCGCGCGAGCCUCGCCCCUUCCCGCGGCUGCGUUUCGCUCGCGCUGUCGACGACAUCCAGCAGUUCACCAUGGACGACCUUCAGCUGGAGGGGUAUGAUCCGCACAAGAAGCUCUACAUGAAGAUGGCCGUCUGAGUGCACAAAGCUACGCCGGUCUGUGCUUGGAGGUGAUUGUCUGAAGGCCUUAAGAUCGAAACGGAGGUGGCGGUCAGGUAGAUUUAGGUCUGGUGGAUGGCGGGAGUUCAGGUUAAAGGGUGGAAGUGGUGGAUUACAGACACGCACCAGCUGCUGGAGAUGGCGAUGGGGUGAUGGCGGGGUAGGUGACCGCGAGUCCUCAGCAGACACGCACCAGAUGCUGCAGAUCGCGGUGGGGUGAUGGCGGGGUAGGUGACCGCGGGUUCUCAGCCUCAUAGAUGGCUGUGAACUGAUAUUGAGAGCUAGGGACGGUGCGUCGAC